Molecule: messenger RNA, 8957 nt
Organism: Lacerta agilis (Sand lizard)
Lineage: Eukaryota; Metazoa; Chordata; Lepidosauria; Squamata; Lacertidae
Gene: ITPR3
Product: inositol 1,4,5-trisphosphate receptor type 3
Exons: 58
Coding region: 37-8076 (2679 amino acids)
Biological process (GO): calcium ion transmembrane transport
Cellular component (GO): membrane; endoplasmic reticulum
Molecular function (GO): inositol 1,4,5-trisphosphate-gated calcium channel activity; inositol 1,4,5 trisphosphate binding
Source: RefSeq, a predicted model, not a curated record
AGAGGAAGGCGGCGGGAAACCAGCCGAGUUGGAAUCAUGAAUGAGAUGUCCAGCUUCUUGCACAUUGGGGACAUCGUCUCCUUGUACGCCGAAGGGUCGGUCAAUGGCUUCAUCAGCACUUUGGGGCUGGUGGAUGACCGGUGUGUGGUGGAACCAACAGCUGGUGAUUUGGAUAACCCACCCAAGAAAUUUCGAGAUUGCCUCUUUAGAGUAUGUCCCAUGAAUCGCUAUUCUGCCCAGAAACAAUACUGGAAAGCCAAACAAACCAAACAGGACAAGGAUAAAAUAGCCGAUGUGGUACUGCUGCAGAAACUUCAGCAUGCUGCACAGAUGGAGCAGAAGCAGAACGAAACUGAGAAUAAGAAGGUGCAUGGGGACGUGGUGAAGUAUGGAAGCGUCAUACAGCUUCUCCACAUGAAGAGUAAUAAAUACCUGACUGUUAACAAGCGCCUUCCUGCCUUAUUGGAGAAGAAUGCCAUGAGGGUGACGCUCGAUGCCACAGGCAAUGAAGGCUCCUGGCUCUUCAUUCAACCCUUCUGGAAACUGAGGAGCAAUGGAGAUAACGUAGUUGUUGGAGACAAAGUGAUUCUGAAUCCUGUGAACGCUGGGCAGCCACUACAUGCCAGCAACUAUGAACUUGCUGAUAACCCAGGAUGCAAAGAGGUGAAUUCUGUCAAUUGCAACACCAGCUGGAAGAUCAACUUGUUUAUGCAGUUCCGGGACCACAUGGAAGAAGUGCUUAAAGGGGGGGACGUGGUCAGGUUGUUCCAUGCAGAGCAGGAGAAAUUUCUCACCUGUGAUGAAUACAAAGCCAAGCUGCAUGUUUUUCUUCGAACUACCUUGCGGCAAUCGGCCACAUCAGCCACAAGCUCCAAUGCACUCUGGGAAGUUGAGGUGGUCCAUCAUGAUCCCUGCCGUGGUGGAGCUGGGCACUGGAAUGGCUUAUACCGCUUCAAGCACCUUGCCACGGGGAACUAUUUGGCAGCAGAGGAAAACCCCAGUUACAAAGGAGACACAGGAGAACCAAAGUCCACGGCCGGAACCAGUCGCUCCAGUCGGAGAUACACAGGGGAAAAGAUCAAAUAUCGACUAGUAGCUGUGCCUCACGGCAAUGACAUUGCUUCCCUUUUUGAACUGGACCCCACCACGCUGCAAAAGACCGACUCUUUUGUCCCACGGAACUCCUAUGUCCGACUGCGUCACCUCUGCACCAACACUUGGAUCCAAAGUACCAAUGUACCCAUUGAUGUGGAUGAAGAGCGACCCAUUCGCCUUAUGCUUGGCACAUGCCCCACCAAGGAGGACAAAGAGGCAUUUGCCAUUGUCUCUGUGCCAGUGUCAGAAAUCCGUGAUCUAGACUUUGCCAAUGAUGCCAGCUACAUGUUAGCCAAUGUAGUGGAGAAGAUGAAUGAAGGAUUCCUCAGCCAGAAUGACCGGAGGUUUGUGAUCCAACUGCUGGAAGACCUGGUUUUCUUUGUCAGUGAUGUGCCCAACAAUGGGCAGAAUGUUUUGGAUAUCGUUGUUACCAAGCCCAACCGGGAGAGGCAGAAGCUCAUGAGGGAGCAGAAUAUUCUGAAACAGAUCUUUGGGAUCCUGAAGGCUCCAUUCAAGGACAAGGGUGGGGAAGGCCCACUUGUGCGACUGGAAGAGCUGUCUGACCAGAAGAAUGCUCCCUACCAGUACAUGUUCCGGCUCUGCUACAGGGUGUUGCGGCACUCCCAGGAAGACUAUCGCAAGAACCAGGAACAUAUUGCCAAGCAGUUUGGCAUGAUGCAGUCCCAGAUUGGCUACGACAUCUUGGCCGAGGACACCAUCACUGCCCUCUUGCACAACAACCGCAAGCUGCUCGAGAAACACAUCACCAAGACAGAGGUGGAGACAUUUGUGAGCUUGGUGCGAAAGAACCGGGAACCCAGGUUUUUAGACUAUCUGUCAGAUUUGUGUGUGUCGAACCAUGUCGCCAUUCCCGUCACUCAGGAACUGAUCUGCAAGUGUGUGCUGGACCCCAAAAACACUGACAUCCUGAUCCAAACUGAGUUGAGACCUGUGAAGGAGAUGUCCCAGACUCAUGAGUACUUGAGUAUCGAAUUUUCUGAGGAGGAGGUGUGGCUGACUUGGAGUGACCGAAACAACGAUAACCAUGAAAAGAGCAUCCGGCAACUCGCCCAGGAAGCACGAGCCGGCAACGCCCAUGACGAGAACGUCCUGAGCUACUAUAGAUACCAGCUGAAGUUGUUUGCCCGCAUGUGCAUGGAUAGGCAAUACUUGGCCAUUAAGGAAAUCUCCAAGCAACUGGGAGUGGAGCUCAUCUUCCUCUGCAUGGCGGAUGAAAUGUUGCCCUUUGACCUCCGGGCUUCCUUCUGUCAUCUCAUGCUGCAUGUACAUGUGGAUAGGGAUCCACAGGAGAAGGUGAUGCCCGUGAAGUUUGCACGUCUGUGGACUGAGAUUCCUACAGCCAUCACCAUCAAAGACUAUGAUGCCAAUGUGAAUAGCUCAAGGGAUGACAAAAAGAAUAAGUUUGCCAGCACCAUGGAGUUUGUGGAGGACUAUCUCAACAAUGUUGUCAGUGAGGCAGUGCCCUUUGCUAAUGAGGAGAAGAACAAGCUCACUUUUGAGGUUGUCAGUCUUGCCCACAAUCUCAUCUACUUUGGCUUCUACAGCUUUAGUGAGCUGCUGCGCUUGACACGAACUCUUCUUGGCAUCAUAGACUGUGUCCAGAACCCUCAUCUGAUGAUGCAGGCCAUGUACAAUGAUGAUAUGACUGGGAAAAAUGUCCGGAGGUCCAUCCAUGGUGUUGGCCAGAUGAUGUCGACUAUGGUGCUGAGCAGGAAGCAGUCCAUCUUUGGGCCCUCGAAUAUGAAUGCUGUGGUAGUUCCUGAACCUGCUGAUAGGGGAAGGAGCAUAGAAAAUGAAAACAUUGUGGUGAUGGAAACGAAGCUGAAAAUUCUAGAGAUUUUGCAGUUCAUUCUGAAUGUACGUCUGGAUUACAGGAUCUCCUAUUUGCUCUCUGUCUUCAAGAAAGAAUUUGUAGAGGUCUAUCCCAUGCAGGACAGUGGAGCUGAUGGAACAGCUCCAGCCUUUGACUCCACAACUGCAGCAAUGAACCUGGACCGGAUAGGCGAGCAGGCUGAAGCCAUGUUUGGGGUUGGGAAAACAAGCAGCAUGUUAGAAGUCGAUGAUGAAGGAGGCCGGAUGUUCCUUCGGGUGCUGAUCCAUUUGACCAUGCACGACUACCCCCCACUUGUCUCAGGUUCCCUUCAGCUCCUCUUCAAGCAUUUCAGCCAGAGGCAGGAGGUUCUGCACACCUUUAAGCAGCCAGCAGCAUCAGCAGAUGUUCUUCACGGUAUCUCAAUGCAGGUUCAGCUGUUGAUCUCGGCUCAGGAUGUUGAGAACUACAAAGUGAUCAAGUCAGAGCUGGAUAAACUACGCAUGAUGGUGGAGAAGUCUGAGCUCUGGGUGGAAAAGAAGGGCAGCUCCAAGGGAGAAGACGGACAAGAAGGAGAAAAAAAGGAGAAGAAAGAGCGUACCACAGAUGAGGAGCCUGGGACCCCUGGAGAAAAAAGCAGUGAGAACUACCAGCUGGUUAAAGGGAUUCUGGAGCGGCUCAAUAAAAUGUGUGGGGUCGGUGAGCAGAUGCGAAAGAAGCAACAGCGCUUGCUGAAGAAUAUGGAUGCCCACAAAGUGAUGCUGGACCUCCUGCAGAUCCCCUAUGAGAAGGGCGACACCAAGAUGUUGGAGAUCCUGAAGUUAACACACCAGUUCCUGCAGAAGUUUUGUGCUGGCAACCAAGAAAACCAGGCCCUCCUCCAUAAGCAGCUCAGCUUGUUCCUCACCACUGGGCUUCUGGAAGCAGAGACAAUGCAGCACAUCUUCCUGAACAACUAUCAGCUGUGUUCUGAGAUCAAUGAGACGGUGCUGCAGCACUUCAUCCACUGCCUGGCCACCCACGGGCGCCACGUGCAGUACCUGGACUUCCUGCACACCAUCAUCAAGGCUGAGGGCAAGUACAUCAAGAAGUGCCAGGACAUGAUCAUGACUGAGCUGACCAAUGCUGGCGAUGACGUGGUGGUGUUUUACAACGAUAAGGCCUCCCUUGCCAACAUGUUGGAUAUGAUGACAGCAGCCCGGGACGGAGUAGAGGAGAACAGCCCCCUCAUGUACCACAUCUCUCUGGUGGAUCUUCUGGCAGCUUGUGCUGAAGGCAAAAACGUUUACACAGAAAUCAAGUGUACCUCUCUCCUUCCAUUGGAGGACGUGGUGCGAGUGGUUACUCACGAAGACUGCAUCACGGAGGUGAAGAUUGCUUACGUCAACUUUGUCAACCAUUGCUACGUGGACACAGAGGUGGAGAUGAAGGAGAUCUACACUAGCAACCACAUCUGGACGCUGUUUGAGAACUUCACUCUUGACAUGGCCAGGGUGUGCAAGAAGCGUGAGAAGCGUCUGUCGGAUACCUCUUUGGAGAAGUAUGUACUCACUGUGGUGCUGGACACAAUCCAUGCUUUCUUCAGCUCUCCUUUCUCUGAGAACAGCACCUCACUACAGACCCACCAGACUAUUGUGGUGCAGCUCCUCCAGUCAACCACGAGGCUCUUGGAGUGUCCUUGGCUGCAGCAGCAACACAAGGGCUCAGUGGAAGCUUGCAUCCGCACGCUGGCUAUGGUUGCCAAGAGCCGCUCCAUUGCGUUACCCAUGGACCUUGAUGCCCACGUCAGCUCCCUGCUGAACAGCGCCUCUAUCAGCAAUGCUCAGAGGAAUGCCUCCAGCUACAAGACAGCCUCACGCACUUUCCCUCGGGUCUCGGCAACAACCAACCAGUGGGACUAUAAAAACAUCAUUGAGAAGCUGCAGGACAUCAUCAAUUCCUUGGAGGAGCGCUUGCAGCCCCUGGUAGAAGCUGAACUUUCAGUCCUGGUGGACGUCUUGCACCGCCCAGAACUGCUUUUCAUGGAAGGCACGGAAGCCUACCAGCGUUGCGAAAGUGGCGGUUUCCUUUGCAAAUUGGUCCAGCACACCAAAGACCUGAUGGAAAGUGAGGAGAAGCUUUGCAUUAAGGUGCUGAGGACCCUGCAGCAGAUGCUGAUGAAGAGGAACAAAUACGGAGAGAGGGGCAACACAUUGAGGAAAAUGCUUUUGUCUAAUUAUCUGCAAACUAAGAGGUCUGGCUCCAAAGGGGAGAUUGUUGACCCUUCUGGAACUGGCCAAGAUCAGGAUUGGUCAGUCAUUGCUGCCAUUCAGUGCCGGCUGGACAGAGAAGGGGCCACCAAGCUAGUGUCUGACCUCAUCAUGAACACCAAGAAUGAGAAGAUUUUUCAGGAAAGCAUCCGCCUGGCCAUACGGCUGUUGGACGGGGGCAACACGGAGAUACAGAAAUCAUUCUAUAACUUGAUGACGGGUGACAAGAAGUCAGAAAAGUUCUUUAAAGUUCUGCAUGACCGGAUGAAGAAAGCUCAGCAGGAAGUCAAGUCUACAGUGACUGUGAACAUGAGUGAUAUUGGCAACAAACCUCAUGAGGACAAAGACUCCCCAGACCAUACCAGCAAAGAACGAGUCACAUCUUUCAUGCUGCCCAGCGCCCCAUCCCGUUAUCCGAUGGGGGUAGGGCUCCGGAGCGGCCACGAUGCAAGGGAUAGAAGCCAGAGCAAUGAAAUGGGUGUGUCAGUCUUGAUCAUGGAGCCAAUUCUUCGCUUCCUGCAGCUGCUGUGUGAGAAUCACAACCGGGAUCUCCAGAACUUCCUCCGCUGUCAGAACAAUAAAACCAACUACAAUCUGGUGUGUGAAACCCUGCAGUUUCUGGAUAUUAUGUGUGGUAGUACCACAGGACGGCUGGGCUUGUUGGGCCUCUACAUCAAUGAAUACAACGUGGCCCUCAUCACCCAGACUCUGGAGACACUGACAGAGUAUUGCCAGGGACCCUGUCAUGAGAACCAGAGCUGCAUUGUGACCCAUGAGUCAAACGGCAUAGACAUCAUCACAGCCCUGAUCCUCAAUGACAUCAGCCCCCUCUGCAAGUACCGAAUGGACUUGGUUCUUCAGCUAAAGGACAAUGCCUCCAAGCUUUUGCUGGCCCUGAUGGAGAGCAGGCAUGACAGUGAGAAUGCCGAGCGGAUUCUCAUCAGCCUCCGGCCUCAGGAAUUGGUUGAUGUCAUUAAGAAAGCCUAUGUUCAAGAAGAAGAGUGUGAGAACUCUGAUGUUUCUCCUCGGGAAGUUGGACACAACAUCUACAUUUUAGCCCUACAGCUGUCUCGGCACAACAAGCAGCUCCAGCAUCUCUUAAAACCUGUGAAACGAAUUCAGGAGGAGGAAGAGGAAGGGAUCUCUUCUAUGCUCAUUCUACACAACAAACAGCUGACCCAGAUGCUGAAAUCAACAACUCCUGUCCAAGAGGAAGAGGAAGAUCCAUUAGCGUAUUAUGAGAAGCACACAUCCCAGAUAGAGAUUGUGCGCCUGGACCGCAGCAUGGAGCAGAUCAUCUUCCCGGUGCCCAGCAUCUGCGAGUUUGUGACCAAAGAGACGAAAUACCGCCUGUUCACCACAACAGAGCAGGAUGACCAGGGCAGCAAAGUCAGUGACUUCUUUGAGCAGUCGUCCUUCCUCCACAACGAAAUGGAAUGGCAGAAGAAACUGCGCAGCAAUCCACUGAUGUACUGGUUCUCCCGCAGAAUGACACUCUGGGGAAGCAUUUCCUUCAACCUGGCUGUCUUCAUAAACAUCAUCAUUGCUUUAUUCUAUCCUUAUGUCGAGGCAUCCUCAAUGGGGCUGUUGGAUUCUCCACUGAUCCCCCUGCUCUCCUGGCUUUUAAUCUGCUUCUCCAUCAUGGCUCUCUUUACCCGACGCUACGGGAUCCGACCGCUCCUUGUGGCAUUGAUCCUGCGAUCCAUCUACCACCUGGGCAUUGGACUCACUCUGAACAUACUGGGAGCUCUCAAUCUGACAAAUAAGAUUGUGUUUGUGGUGAGCUUUGUUGGCAACCGUGGGACAUUCAUCCGAGGAUAUAAGGCCAUGAUCAUGGAUAUGGAGUUUCUCUAUCAUGUUGCCUAUAUCGUGACCAGCGUCUUGGGGCUCUUUGUGCACGAAUUAUUCUACAGCAUCUUGCUGUUUGACUUGAUCUACCGGGAGGAGACCUUAUUUAAUGUCAUCAAAAGUGUGACACGCAAUGGACGCUCCAUUCUUCUGACAGCCCUUCUGGCUCUCAUCCUCGUCUACCUCUUCUCCAUUGUAGGCUUUCUCUUUCUGAAAGAUGACUUCAUCCUUGAAGUAGACCCAUUGCCCAACAUCAAAUCGAAAGGUACUCCUUUGGGGAUGCAAGCAGACAUGGACACUUUUAUGGAGACAUGCAGUAGCGACAAAAUAAGCUGCUCUUCUGGUGUUGCUAAGCCCAAAGUGAUAGAAGAAGCGGAGGAAGAUAAUUCAGAGCGUGCCUGCGACACAUUGCUCAUGUGCAUAGUCACUGUCCUGAAUCAUGGCCUCAGAAACGGAGGCGGUGUGGGUGACAUCCUCAGGAAGCCCUCCAAAGAUGAGUCUCUCUUCCCUGCUCGAGUGAUCUACGACCUCCUGUUCUUCUUCAUUGUCAUUAUCAUAGUCCUCAACCUCAUAUUUGGUGUCAUCAUCGACACCUUUGCAGAUCUGAGGAGUGAGAAGCAGAAAAAAGAAGAAAUCCUGAAGACAACAUGUUUUAUAUGUGGACUCGAAAGGGACAAGUUUGACAACAAGACUGUAUCUUUUGAGGAGCACAUUAAAUUUGAACACAACAUGUGGAAUUACCUGUAUUUCAUAGUGCUGGUGCGAGUCAAAAACAAGACUGACUACACGGGGCCUGAGAGCUACGUAGCACAAAUGAUAAAGAACAAGAACCUGGACUGGUUCCCUCGGAUGCGAGCCAUGUCACUGGUCAGCAACGAAGGUGAAGGGGAGCAGAACGAGAUCCGUUGUCUACAGGAUAAACUGAAUUCCACCAUGAAAUUGGUAUCCCAUCUCACAUCACAGCUGAAUGAGCUGAAGGAGCAGAUGACAGAGCAAAGGAAGCGAAGGCAGCGGAUGGGCUUUGUGGAUGUCCAGAACAGUAUGAACCACUGAGGCAGCAGAAUUAACUUCACCAAACUAAAACUCUACUUUACAUAUGCACUUCUUGAGGAGGAUAUUUGGUACUAAGUUGCCAGCACAGAUCUCAUCCAUCAAAGAAAGCCGAUUCAUGUCAUGAUGAUUCACAUUUUGGCGUUCCGGCACCAGCUUCUGUUCAUCUCCAGUAGGGCUGAUUGCAUUUUAUUCAAGAGAGAGACCUGAAGCUGACAACUAGUAUGAUUUGUUGCUUUGUGCGGAUUCAUAGUUUACCAUACGUUUGGGAGCUUUGCUGCUCCUUAUGAUAGCUCUGUUGCUAUAACAUGGGUUAUCUGUCUCCAUGCACUACAUUUUGAUGGCUUCGCAGCCAGGUGCAAAUAGGAUUGACACUGUUACUAGCAAGUAGUAGUUGCUAUAUUUUAACUUAUUUUAACAGAGUCCAUGAAAUUCAACAUACAUGGAUCUCUCUUUACAAGCUUGUCAUCUCAGUUUUCCUGGAGUCACUGGCAUUUUUUCUUCAUCUCUAGAAUCCUAUCUAACCCAAGAAGAAACUAAGAAAAUCUACUAUUAGUUUAACACUUCGACUGAAGACGAGCAGCAGAUUCCAUUGUUGAGAAAUGCAAUGGCAUUUUGUUCCAUGGAGAGACUUUUAUCAGCGUUAGUGGAAGAUUGCAUGUUCACGCUGCACUGUGAAAGAGCAAUCUCUUUCUCCUCUUUCCCACACAAUAGGUUAGAAGACAGUACACACUUAGGCGUUAGCCUGCCUCUAGGGAGGUUAAAAGGUGGUAGAACUGGAUUAUUUCAGUUGGCUAAUGCAAGGUAGCAGUAAUAUUUCAACUAUCAUCAGAAUGGACACUGAACGGUCAUUAGUUAGUGUAAGAAAACAGGUUUGGGGAGAA